Molecule: messenger RNA, 5744 nt
Organism: Diorhabda carinulata
Lineage: Eukaryota; Metazoa; Arthropoda; Insecta; Coleoptera; Chrysomelidae
Product: C2 domain-containing protein 5
Exons: 18
Coding region: 504-3497 (997 amino acids)
Biological process (GO): positive regulation of D-glucose transmembrane transport; protein localization to plasma membrane; intracellular protein transmembrane transport
Cellular component (GO): plasma membrane
Molecular function (GO): calcium ion binding; calcium-dependent phospholipid binding
Source: RefSeq, a predicted model, not a curated record
AAAUAUCCCUAUCCAGAAAAAACCUACCAAAUAUUUUUCAAUGCUAUAGAAUAGAUGAAGAAAAACAACUAACAGUUACAUUAUAUUAAGGAAUUAUGGAAAAAGAAUAUGUAAAAAAUGCUGCAAAUGAUUUAUCUCAAGUUGAUAAAUUCUGGUUUUACAUUUUUAAUGCUAAGUUAACUAAGCGGUUAGGAACAACAAGAGAACCAAAUGCUAAGAAUGCAUCAUAUAUUUUUUGGGUAGUGUAAUUUUUGUUUUGUUACUGUAUAAUGACCAAUCGACCCCGAGAAUUUGGAAAAAAAAUUAUUAUGUCACUAUCAGGUAUAACUGAAGGUUACUCUGGUCAAUUAUCUGUCAGUUGUUAGAAUAUAGAUUGUACAAUUGAGAUGUAUUUUUUAAAUACCUAAAAAUAGAAUAAGUAUUUGUGUGGCAUGAAUUAUCAUAAAAACAAUCUCACCCACGUUUUCAGGUCAUAAACUAACCUCACUUUUUGUACAUAAACAAUGCCAGGCAAGGUGAAAGUAAAAAUUUCCUCUGGAAAGAAUUUACCAGUUAUGGAUAGAUCUAGCGACACCACUGAUGCGUAUGUAGAAAUAAAACUUGGAAGUACAACUUUUAAAACAGAUGUCUGUAGAAAAUCUUUACAUCCUCAAUGGAAUACAGACUGGUAUCGCUUUGAGGUUGAAGAUUCAGAAUUACAAGAUGAACCAUUACAAAUACGUUUAAUGGAUCAUGAUACAUAUUCAGCAAAUGAUGCUAUUGGCAAAGUUUAUUUGAAUUUGAAUCCAUUGCUACUUCCUGUUGAUGGUCCAGUAAUUAAAUAUGGUUUUAAUGGAGAUAGUUCAAUUCACCAUGAAAUAUCUGGUUGGCUGCCAGUUUAUGAUACAAUGCAUGGUAUAAGAGGUGAAGUGAACAUAACAGUAAAAGUUGAAUUGUUUUCAGACUUCAAUAGAUUUAGGCAGUCAUCAUGUGGAAUACAAUUUUUUUAUUCUCCAACUGUUCCCCAAGGCUACCAAGCAAAAUUGAUUCAUGGCUUUGUAGAAGAGUUAUUAGUAUAUGAUGAUCCAGAGUACCAGUGGAUUGAUAAAAUACGUACUCCUAGAGCAUCAAAUGAAGCCAGACAAACCUUAUUUUUCAAACUAUCAGGAGAGCUCCAAAGAAAGAUAGGAGUAAAAACUAUAAGUUUGGGUGGAAAUGCAGUUAUAGGAUAUAAACAGAGUUAUGAUUUAGAAGGAGAAUCCGGAAUUGUAGCCAGAGGCAUAGGAACUGCUGUAACACUUAUAAAAUCAACUAAUAUCUGUAAUACUGUUUUCAAUGGAGAAAGCAAAGAUGAGCAUAACAUAUCACCACAACCAGAACAAAUUGGAGGUAACAAUUGUCAACAUAACUUAGACCAGAGGAAGAACGACCAGUCGCCAUCCAGAACCAAUAACUUUGCUCAAAGAAGAUCAUCAGAUUCCGAUUUAAGCACCACUCCAAAAGGAAAUAGUCUUACAAAUAGUGAUAAAUCGGGAGGGCCCACUACCAGUUCAUGCUUGAAGAAUAAUAUAACUAUGCGGUCUCAAAUACAUCAAGAAAAUUUUGAUAUGUUGGAGUAUCCAUUCCUCACGGUCAUGAAAUUCCCAGUUGAUUUUAUAGCUCAAAUAGGUGGCGCAGUAUGUGCGAGAUCUGUGAAAAGAUUAGAAACUAUAAGAAACAUCGAAGAACCUGAGUCUCGAGACACUUGGUGGUCAGAAUUGCGGAUGGAAAUAAGGUCACAUGCGAGAAGUUUAAAUUGCAAUGCCGUUUUGGGUUAUUCAGAAUCCACUAGUAUUUGCGAUGACAUAUGCAUCUUAAGUGCUUCUGGUACAGCAGUUAUUAUCAAUUUUCACAGAGGUGAUGAUAUUGAUGAAUAUGUGGCACUAUUAAAGCAAAAUAUAAAUCUAAACCCAAGCUCUGUCCCAAACGAUACUUUAAGUAUAUCAUCUUAUGAUAAAGACAAACAAAAAACGGAUGGUCUUUCAAGCAAUAAACAUUGUGAUAGUCCAGAACAUAUUAACAAUGGCAAUAGUAUAUGUUCAGUUACCCAUUUGCCUUAUAAUAGUAGUAAUAUCCCUCUUAAAACAGCGUUAGCAAAGUGUUCAAUCUGUAGAAAAGGAAAAGUUCCCGAAGUUAUAAUUGCUACCAUAGAGCCUUCUGAUGGUUUGCCAAGCACAGGUAGAGGUUGUUUUAUUGAAUCUUAUGUCUGCCGUCCACUUAAAGAUUUAAAAUGUGAAUGGAUUGCCAAAGAAAUAUCUGAUGGUUUGCCUUUUCUAGAAUAUGAACUCCAUAGGUUGUUAGUUAAUAAAUUGAAAAUAAAGGGUAUGAAUGCAAUAUUUGGUCUAAAGUUUAGAAUAACUGUUGGAGAAAAAAUGAUGAUUGCUACUGCUGCUGGAACUGCAAUAUAUUUGUCCUCUUUACCUAGUCCAUCUGUUCCUAAGCUAGUCUCAGAUGAAAAUUCCGAUGAUGCCAAAUUGGUUUUGUUACAGAGACAAUUAAAUGAGACUGUUAAGAAGAAUAGAGAAAUCUAUCAAAUUGAGGAUCGACUUGACAGCUGCCGUGUUUGGUCAGAUGAUGAAUCAGAAGAAGAAGCAACUUCGUUAGACUUAUCAUCUGGAAGUAAAGAUUGUUGUGUCUUAGAAGUUGACGAUCCGAAAGAUGAAGAAGUCCUUUUUUCCUUAAUGAAAGAGCGACCUCCUGAUGGUUUUCACGUAGUUAAUACAGAAAAUAUUCCUGGGCUUGAUGAUUUGGAAAUAGUUAAAAACUUGCAAAUGUUUACACAAAUUCGCAGAUUCAAAUUUCACUCUAAUCUUAAUAUUGACGAAUAUUUUACGAAAUUAUUGCAGAGCGUAUAUUUCAAGUUAAGAAGGAUGGUUCCAUGUGCUUUGUGCAAUAUACAGUUCAGAUGUGAUAUUCCAGAACCUGAUGAAGUGCAGCUAUUAGUAUUUGGUAUGGCUUUGGGCUUGGGAAAAACAUCUAAAGAAGUUAAAUCGGUGAUACCAAAACGCAACGAAGAUGACAUGAUUUUCAAAUUAGAUGAAGAUAACAUUCCUGAAAAUGCAAUAUCUGGCAGUAAAAGUGGACGAUAUACUAAACAGAGAUCUUCUUCCAGGUACAAGUCACUUAAACAAAGACAUACGCCACAAAAAGAAAUACAUGGAGUUGAUAUAACGCCUUUGUCCUACGUACCUGGUGCCAGUAUUGAUAAAUAUUUAGGAAACAUUAAUUUCUUUUUUAUAAGAGAAACAACUUCUAUUAGGGAGGAAGGAGGCCUCAGUGGAUUUCUUCACAGUUUUGUUACCGAGGUGCUAGCAAUAGUUCGAGCUCAUGUGUCAGCUUUAGGCGGAAAUGCUUUAGUAGCUUUCUUUUUGACUGAAUUGUUUUUACAUCAUAAUUUUCAUAAAAAUCAGGGACAAUGUCUUAUCAAUGUAGGUGGUGAUGUCGUCUCAGUAACGUACCAGAAAGGAGAUGCUCAAUAAAUUCGACUACUUAUGUAUUGUUAAUUAUUUUGUUUUACUUUAUUGUUGCUUAUUUAUAUACUACUGUUAUUUAUUGAAUGGAAUACAAAACUCUGUUUCUAUGUCUUCUUAAAUAUGUAUAUAGAUAUUGUAUAUAUGUACGUACUAAAAUAUUGUUAUUCUGUUUUAAACUGGCGGCAAUUGGAACUUUAGAUUUUUCCUCCAACAAGUCUAUAUAUAAUUGAUUCAGUGAUUUGAAUUGAAAAUCCUUACUCUAGUCUAUAAUUAUAACUGUAAUUAUCAAGAAGAAUUGAGCUUUGUGCAUACUGAUAAUAUUUGAAAUUGUCUUUUUAACCUAUGUAUUUUUGAUUGCUUACGGCUUACGGUGUAGGUUUGUAUACCUGGGAGCCAAAAUGUAAAUAUUUUGAGUCACUAAUUUUUGUUCUUUAUAAAAAAUCAAUUACUGAAGGUAUUUUAUCAUCGAAAAUUGCAAGUAAAAUACAAGAAAAACGUUUGAAGAGGUAAGUUCAUAAAGAAUAGAUCGUUAUACAAUAAAAUAUUGAAACUUCAUAAAAUGCUUGGGCAACUUAGUCACAUUCAGUGAUCUCUGCGCAUGUUUGGAAUAAUUGUUUAAUAGAGAAUCCCUAUUUCCAAAUUGCUGCAAACCUCAAUAUCUCCCUAUUUCAGGUUCUAACUAGUAAGCAACGACUAUCAAUUUGAAAAUCAGUGUGCAAGUUACAAUUGAAGCAUAUAUUUGAAAUUAUCUUCACAUUUUGAUGUUUCUUAGAUUGUUGAUAAAGUUAGUGCUCUUUUCUAGAAACCCUAGAAAUAUAUAGUAAUAGAUCCAAACUAAACUAUUUUAAUGUCUGUCCAUUCAUUUUCUGUUAACCUUUAUAAAUUAUCAUAUUAAUCAUAAUGUGUUUUUAAGAUAAUAUGAAUCUUCAUAUAAUUUCUGCAAAUAGUAUGAUUAUAUAAUGCGUUCAAAUUAAUUAAUAUAAGUAAAUUUCAAAUUUCUUAGUAUAUUUAUAUAAAGAUAUAUACAAUGUUAUAUUUCGACAAUAAUUUCAGUCCCUAAUGAUGAAUACGUACUUAUUGGGAGCUUGGAAUAUAUAUUCAAAAGAAUAGACUUUAUUUAUUAUUAAGAGACUGUGGAAUUUAAGCACCAAAGAGUGAAUUUUUAUUGGUACAUUAUGAAUGAGAUUAAAGUUUAAGUGUAAACUUCUUUUCAAAACACAAAAAUUUUGACGUUUCGAUCUGUUGCACUCUUUUAUAAUUAUAUUAAUCAAUAUAUUACUACAACAUGAAUAACAUAAUGAGUCGCAGCAAUUAUAUAAAUGAAAUUCCUUGGGUAUGAAUAGAUCAAAAGCAAUAACCUAUUCUUCACAAUUGAUAAUAACAAAUAUAUAUUUACAUUGGAACAAAUGUGAAUUUUUAUUUUAUUAUACAUAUAAAUGAAACUUUGUUCUUCCACUGAUUAAUGUAUAAAAUCAAUUUUGUUUACAAAAUAGAAUGGAGAUUGAAACAUAGUCAAGUAUCAACAGGGAUGUAUUUCCGUAAUGUAAUGUUUAUAUUGAGGGAGCGAAUUGAUAGUCACUAAUGACUGAUAAGUUUUACAUUAGCAGCUAUAUUUUGAGUAUUUAGAAUAGAUGAUAUCGUAUGUUAAUUUUUCUCGACUGUUUCUUGAAUGUGGAUAUUAUUAGUGAAAAUAUAUAUUUGUUUAUAGAUUGUCAUGUUAUAAAUAAUUUUCCAAAAAAAUUUGCAGAAAUUACUUGAAAUAUUUUUCAUUACGAUUAAAUGUAUGAAUUUAAUUAGAUUUAAUUUUUAGUACCAAUGUUUUUAGAUGUUUUGUCCAUAUUCACAAUAUAAUAACAUUUGUGUUACUCAUUAAUUGAUUUCUUUCUGUUUUCAACUUGUGUGGUUUUUAUAUUGUGUGGCACAGAUUCUUCAAAGAUAGCAAUAUUAUUCAUAAAUAUUUUCUAAACUUGCGGCAGCUGAUAUGAUGUGCCUUAUUCCUCGCAGAUUAGGUUUUUCAAUCUAGUGAAAAAAACCAUACACAUUCGAUAAAAAAAUGUACUUAAUAUACUAAUGAUAGAUUUGAGUUUUGUUGAAGUCUUUUUUAUGUGCCAUAAUAUAAUUUUUUGUUUUAGUUGAGAGUUAAAAAAUUUUUUUUGAUAGUUUAAAUGUUUUUGUAUAUAUGCUGUCAUUACUACUAUGAAAAUUUUUUCUUUAAAUUGCUCAAAAUUUUACAAUAAAUUUUGUUGUUUUGAA